CCGCGGCUUUAGCAUGCUUGUAUAGGAUGUUAUGUCGAGCCACUCAGGUGGGUGUGACUCAGAUCGGAGGACCCCUUGUCUUGCUACAGGUUAGUAAGAAUUUUAUUACAUGUCAAUUCAUAUUGUAUGGCAUAUAUCAGUAUUGUAAUUGCGUUCAAACUAUUGCAGAUUUGGGCGUGGGAAAGAUUGAUUCGCAUUGCCCCGUCUAGGCGGCAACUAGUUGCUCUUGGUGAGGUUUCCAUCGGGCAGGGAGACAUGCAGAUGCCGGCCGGACCUCGAGGUAGCCGGUGGAGGGUUGACAUGAGCCACGAGGUCGUAUCGACCCACGUAGUGGUCGUGUAUAGAGACCAGCUUGACCGGAUGAUAGACGGCGAGUUUAUCUGGCAGCCUUAUGCUGAUGUCCUCCACACGCUCCCAGACUACUGCCGCCUAGGUGAGGAUAUAUGGAUGGCGAGAGUACCACUCAUUUGUUUUGACGUGGUUGAGUGGCAUCUCCCUGAUCGUGUCCUCCGACAGUUUGGUGAUGUCCUCCACACGCUCCCACACCAGAAAUGCCCUGGGC
This is a messenger RNA of Camellia sinensis, 562 nucleotides long. Lineage: Eukaryota; Viridiplantae; Streptophyta; Magnoliopsida; Ericales; Theaceae. The record is from RefSeq and is a predicted model, not a curated record.